Bipolaris maydis ATCC 48331 is the source of this 1158-nucleotide messenger RNA. RefSeq names its product transmembrane amino acid transporter protein-domain-containing protein. Lineage: Eukaryota; Fungi; Ascomycota; Dothideomycetes; Pleosporales; Pleosporaceae. Gene Ontology annotation, biological process: amino acid transmembrane transport. The record is from RefSeq and is a predicted model, not a curated record. Gene Ontology annotation, molecular function: L-amino acid transmembrane transporter activity.
AUGUUUCCAGGCGUUCUGCUCACCGUCGGACUGGGCUGCGUUGCCAUCUUUACCAGCUACAUUGUUGGCCAGGUGAAGCUGAAGUUCCCAGAGGUCGCGUCCUACGCCGAUGCAGGCCGCCUUCUGCUCGGCCGCUUCGGCUACGAACUCUUCGGUGCUGCGCUGGUGCUCGAACUCGUCAUGGUUGUUGGUUCGCACGCCUUGACCGGCAGUAUUGCGCUCAUCAACAUUAACGGUGGCCAUGUCUGUUCCAUCGUGUUCUCUGCCGUUUCCGCCAUCAUCUUGCUCAUUCUCGCCAUUCCGCCCUCUUUCUCUGAAGUCGCCAUCCUUGGAUACAUUGACUUUGCUUCCAUCCUAAUCGCAAUCGGCAUCACCAUCAUCGCAACCGGUGUCCAAGCUGGUGACAAGGCUGGUGGCAUGUCUGCUGUUGACUGGUCUGCCUGGCCCAAAGAGGACUUGACUUUUUCGGAAGCCUUCGUCGCUGUUUCCAACAUCAUCUUCGCUUUCAGCUUUGCCAUCGGACAAUUCAGCUUCAUGGACGAAAUGCAUACGCCACAAGAAUAUAUGAAAUCUAUUUGGGCAUCUGGCGUCAUUCAAAUCUGCAUCUACACGCUUACCGGAGCGUUGUGCUACGCUUUCAUUGGCAAAGGGGUCGAUUCCCCAGCACUCCUCUCGGCUGGUACGCUCGUCUCGAAAAUUGCAUUUGGCAUUGCGCUCCCUGUCAUCUUCAUUUCCGGUAGCAUCAACACUACUGUCGCCCUGCGCUAUAUCCACGGCCGUAUGUUCAAGAACUCGGUGUUGAAGUAUAUUAACACGGUCGCCGGUUGGGCUUCCUGGAUUGCACUGGUCAUCAUUUUCACCAUCAUUGCGUGGGUUAUUGCCGAAGCCAUCCCUAUAUUUUCUGACCUGCUAUCCCUCGCCUCUGCGCUGUUCGUCUCCGGCUUCUCAUUCUGGAUUCCCGCAGUGAUGUGGUACCGUCUCCUUCGCAAGGGCAGCCCCUUUGCGAGAGAAAAUCUGUUGAUGAGCGCGGCCUGCUUGUUGGCGUUCAUCAUUGGGAUCGUGACGCUGGGUGCCGGAUCUUACGCAACGAUUGCGGACAUAAUCAAACUUACCACAACUGGAACCGCGCAUAAGCCGUUCACUUGCCGCUCUGCAUAG